Messenger RNA from Peniophora sp. CBMAI 1063, 221 nucleotides. NCBI's taxonomy places the organism in Eukaryota, Fungi, Basidiomycota, Agaricomycetes, Russulales, Peniophoraceae. The record is from the annotation of a GenBank genome assembly.
AUGAACUCAACCGCGGAGCUCGCUACAUUUUACAACUAUCUUGGCGAUCUCAUUGACGAGCGCAACAGUCACACCGCUGCUACGUUUGACAUCGACGCCGUCCCCGUGCCUGCUGGGCUUCUCGACUUUUACCAGCGCGUUUACAACACCCCUCAGCAACACAUCGAUGAGCCUCUCUACAUCAUAUUCUUAGGGAAUGUUGUAGGGGUCACAACUCUCCG